Molecule: messenger RNA, 3374 nt
Organism: Eurytemora carolleeae
Lineage: Eukaryota; Metazoa; Arthropoda; Copepoda; Calanoida; Temoridae
Exons: 21
Coding region: 140-2659 (839 amino acids)
Source: RefSeq, a predicted model, not a curated record
ACCAUCUUCAAGCUUAGGAAAGAAGACGGGUUACAAGAAUGUGCCAAUCGCCACUACUACAAAGCAAAAGGAGACCUGGUCGCUGCAGAGAAAUAAACCUGUAAUAAAUCUGAAAUGGGGUUCUGAAGAGUUCAAAUAUAUGUCAAACAUGGAGUCCAUGAAGGGACAUGAUGAGAUGUUGGCUAACACACUAGAUCAGCUGCUAGCUGUAGCUCCAGGAGCAUAUCAUAAUAUAAUUGUUCACUGCUCUGAUGGAACAAUUAAUACUAACAAGUUCUUGAUUUAUUCAUGCUUUCCAGUUCUCUCAUCAGUAAAUCAGGAUGUUGACUAUACCAUUUAUCUACCUGACUAUUGUAGACGAGAACUAUCCAGCCUUAUCCAAAGAUUCCUUGAUGAUAUGCGUGGAGGAAAGUCUAGACAAUCGGAUAAGAAGGCCAACGAAUACUACAUCCCAGUUACAGAUACAGAUCAAGGUGGACUCCUGGGUUUUAUCUCAACCUACAAGAAUGAUGAACUAAGUGAAGAUACUCCGGACCAAUCUAAUACCGACAAUAUAACUCAGAAUAAAGAGUCAUCUAACAACACCAAAUCUGAACGAAGCGUUUUCCCCGCAAGCUGUUUAAAAUGCAAACUGGUUUUCAAGAGUCUGUCUAAGUUUUCUCAUCACAAGUGCUUCUACUCUGGAGCUGAGAAUCGUUGUAAGAUUUGCUUCAAACAAUUCGCAAUAUCUAACAACUUGACAAAGCAUCUGCAGAAGGGAUAUUGUCGAGAAGUUCUGGAUAAAAUGCACAAGGAUGACAUGAAAGUUGUCAAAAAGAAGAAAAUCUCCUUAAGAUGCAAAGGUUGUUUAGAGAGGUUCUUUUGUAAUGUCAGAUAUUAUCAUCACCAGUGUGUUAACGAUGGAAACCCAGACGUUUGUCGGUUCUGCCAGAAAAAGUUUCUUGGAAGAAAUUUGAUUUCUCAUUUUACCGGUAAAUCCCCCUGCAAUGCUGCACUGAAGAGCUUCCACACAACGUACAUCAACACCAAGGAGACUGUACCAUCAUGUCCGAUUAGUGUUGAACCAAUCAAGGAGAAUUCCGAUACUUUCCCGAACAUAAAGCUGAAGAAGUUUAGUGUAGAUAUCGAGAAAUGUCAGGAAAUAACAAGGAAACAAACUGGGAAAAGAUCCAAGAAUCAGGAAUCAGAAGAACAAAGUCUGAAGAAACAACGUCAUGAUAAUACUGGCAAACUGAAGAUCGAAGUAACAAAGAAUCAGGAUGCAUACCUUGUUCAGAAACAGUGUAAGGUCGAACAGGAUGAUAUUGUAAUCGAGAUUGAUAACGGUGAAGAAGACGUUGCUGAUGAUGAAGUGCAGAUCCUUGAUGAUGAGAUGGUUGGAACUGACAAGGAUAUUUCAGCACUUGAAGUAGAGUAUCCUGUUCCUGAGCCCAGAAAAACAAGUUCUCAAUUCAGUAGAAGUCAGGAGAGCCCUGAACUUUACAAUGAGGAGAGUGUGUCCAACAUGUGCCUGGAUUGCCAUGGAUACUUCACAGCUCAAGAAUUCUACUCUCAUCAAACUAACUGCAAAGGCAAGUAUUACUGUGAGCCCUGUGAUGUGCAGUUCUCUGGGAGCUUCAAACUCAAGAAGCAUAAUGAUAAACAUCAUAACCAUCUUCAACACAAGGAAACUAAGCCUGUAGUUGCAUCCGAACUAAUGUUUGGGAAGUUACCCUGUCCCUACUGUGAUUAUGAAGCUCCAAAUGGAUUACUCGACUGUCAUUAUCAAAUAUCUACAGAAUGCAGAAAACUAUCUGAGCAAGGAGUUUAUCGUCAGACCAUCACACCGUAUUCAGGUGUAGAUUAUUCCUCUAAACAGACCCAGAUAAAACAGGAACCAGAAGCUCCUCAAUCAAUCAACCAAUACUCAGCUAUCAGGGUUAAACAGGAGAAGGAACUGCUUGAACUAGUUGCUAAAGAACUUGGUUCCCCGAGUUCUAACAUGAGGAAUCAAGAAACCAGAACAGUGGAAGAUGGAGAUACAGGAUCCAACGAUGUUCUCGAUGGUAUGACGCUAUCAGAGACCUCUGAUGAUGAUAGGGUUGAAACCACUUUAGAUAAAUCCAAGGAUCGGGAUACUGGAUCUACUAAUACUAGUAUUGAUUCGGACGAGAUAAAGGUUAGUCUAGGUUGUAUUCCUGGUACACCCCGGUGGUUUGAUCUUCUACAGGUUCCCUCAAAGUACGGGAGUAAAAAGAACAUUGAGAAGUUCUUUUGGGAGCAUCAGAUCAAGCUGUUGAGUGUUGGUCUCCUGAGUCGGGAUCCCAUCAAGAUGAUUCAGGACACCAGGAUCAAGGUUUCUGAGAAGGAUGGACUUAAAAUUGAGUCAAUGGGUAUUAAGCCUCCUGGAAGUAUCAUAAUACCAUCUGAUGAUAACCGGAAACCAAUCAACCCACUACAUUUACAUCUAGAAACCAUUAAAAAUACAUCUGAUGAUAACCGGAAACCAAUCAACCCACUACAUUUACACACUUCUGGAAACUAUAAAAAUACAUCUGAUGAUAACCGGAAACCAAUCAACCCACUACAUUUACACACUUCUGGAAACUAUAAAAAUACAUCUGAUGAUAACCGGAAACCAGUCAAUCCACUACAUUUACAAACUCCUGGAAACCAAUAAAAAUACAUCUGAUGAUAACCAGAAACCAAUCAACCCACUACAAACUUCAUGAAACUAAAAACAGGAAAAAGUUGACAUUUUGGAUUCACCAAUUAGAAAAUUAAACCAGUUGAAAAAAGUUUCCUGUUUCCCCUUAAAUAAACCUGAUAAUCAUUCAAACAAGAUAACCGUAUUUCUAAGUCUACCAAAUAUAACUUACAUCUACCUCUUCACUCAUAAUUGCGUCAAACAUUAAAAUUUAUACCGAGAGUUGCAUUCUAAUCUCAAGUUAACGUGUUCCCCUUUCAACACGCAAAAAGAACCGCUGGUGUAAAGUUUCCAAUUGUUUCCACAUUAAAAUCUAUUAUCACUCCUUUUCAUUAUGUAAGAAAUGUGUAUUGGUGAUACAAUAUUAUUUAAAUUGGCUACUGUUUAAACGGUAUUGCUAAAUGUUACUUAUAAUAUUGGGAUCCAAUUUAGUAGUUUUGAUUUGAUUUAUGUAAAUACACCAUGUACACCUGUUAAGCACUAUUUGAUUUUUUUUAACUGAACUGAAUUCUAAUUUCGGAUUUAGAAUUUUAUCAUUCCUGUUUCAAAGAAAAUUGGUUUGUGAAAGAUAAUUACCAAAAUUCUAGACGUAUUUCUCUACGCCCUGUAAAUCUCAUUGUGACAUGUUAACUCGGCAAAUUAUAUAUUUGUUUGAAAAUUGCAAGUGCAUUAUCCGUUGUUUCAGAAA